AUGCUUGGAGCCCGGCAGGUGGUAGAUGUCUUUCUGAAGGACGACGGCCAGCGGACAGGGCGAAUGUGGGGCUUCGUGACAAUGGCAGAGCCGAGCCUAGCCCAGGCCGCAAUCACAGCGCUUAAUGGCAAAGUACUGAGCGUGGCAAAGCCAGACAGUGACAUGCAGGCACAGACCAUGCCACAAGGCGACGUGCAGAUGACUGGCGCUGCUCCUUGGGGUGAAGCACACUACCAGGGCGGCUGCGAUGGCUGUGGCGGUUGUGGCGGUUGUGGCGGUUGUGGCGGUUGUGGCGGUUGCGGCGGUUGUGGCUGUGGUUGUGGCUGUGGUUGUGGCGGUUGUGGCUGCGGCUGUGGAGGCUGCGGCUGUGGCGGUUGCGACUGUGGCGGCUGCGGAUGCAGCGGUUGUGGCUGUGGUGGCUGCGGCUAUGGCUGUGAUGGCUGCGGUGGCUGUGGUUGUGGCGGUUAUGACUAUGGCAACUGCUGUGGCGGAUGCUGCGGCUGUGGCGGCUAUGGCUGUGGCUGCGGAGGUUGCGACUAUGGCUAUGAGGCUCCUGCCCUUGCCGGGGUGGCACCGCCAGAAGUGCUAGCAGCACCGCCCGCCCUGGCCGGGGUGGCACCAUGUUCGGCGCUUAUUCCGGAGGUACCAAAGCCGCCGCCAGCAGCACGGCCAGCAGCACAGCCAGCAGCACAGCCAGCAGCACAGCCAGCAGCACAGCCAGCAGCGGCUCCGCCAACUGUGCAGCCAUCAGUGCAGCCGGCAGAGCAGGCGUCAGCCGCGCAACCUCCUGUGGUGCAGCCAGCAGAGACGCUGCCGGCAGCAGCUUUACCUGCGCCGGAGGCAGCGUCACAGCCAUCUGCAGCAGAGUCAGUGGCGCAGCCACCAGCUGUGCUGGCAGUUGCGCAGCCACCGACAGAGCAGGCGCCAACGGUGCAGCCGUCGGAGCCAGCACAGCUGCCAACGAUGCAGCCCGAGCAGGCGCCCCCGGCACAGUCGUCGACAGCGGCAGAUGCACAGCCGCCAGAGCAGGCAGCGCAGCUGCCGACACAGCCACCAGCAGAGCAGGCGAAGCCUGAGGAGCCGGCAAAGUGA
Effrenium voratum is the source of this 1092-nucleotide messenger RNA. The record is from the annotation of a GenBank genome assembly. Lineage: Eukaryota; Dinophyceae; Suessiales; Symbiodiniaceae.